Rhinichthys klamathensis goyatoka is the source of this 1041-nucleotide messenger RNA. RefSeq lists its product as uncharacterized. The record is from RefSeq and is a predicted model, not a curated record. NCBI's taxonomy places the organism in Eukaryota, Metazoa, Chordata, Actinopteri, Cypriniformes, Leuciscidae. The transcript is spliced from 3 exons. Bases 202 to 1041 code for a protein of 279 amino acids.
UUUUGGAGUUUCACAAAUUCUGCCAUUUAGCGAGUAUGAUGUGAAGAGAGUGGGUGAAUGAGACAGUGGAGCUUCAGAUGAGAAGAAUGGAGGGAAUGUAAGUCUAGUACCCACCAUUUCCUGACACACUCUUCCCCCUUCAUUCUCUCGCUCUCUCGUCCAGUAAACAGACCUCAGGAUCACAGGCUGUGUCUUACUGCAAUGAACCCAUGUGAGCAAGACCCGACGGGAAACACAUUACCUACAGGAUCUUCCUUCAACACAUCCUCUCUGUCCUCAGCAAGACUCUCUCCAAGUCUUGGCCCUAUUUCUCCUUCCCCUUCCAGUCUCUACCCAUGUCCAGUUACCUCAACCUCCUCUCCCUCCCGUCUCUCACCUUUAUCCACUCCUCCUUCUCGUCUCAGUCCAUCGUCUCACUUUAUUUCAUCCUACUCUCCUGUUCGUCUGUCUCCUUGUCCCACAUGUGAUCCAUCUACUUCACCCACUAGAGUGCCCCCCUGUCCUGUGCCUCUUUCCCCCUCUGUCGUCUUAAAAAAGCCCAUCCACAUUUCCUCCUUCAGUCAGACCGGCCAAAGCUUGGAACAAGAGAACCAGAUUGACAGUUCUCCAACCAGCAUCAUCAAUAUAGUGGAUACAUCCCUGAAUUCAUCACAAUUGAAGUCAGUCAAGACCAUUUCUCAAAUAGCGACUACAAUUAAAGAGCUACCAACAGACAAAGACAAACCAUUACAUUCUGCUGAUAUACGUGGUAAAACAUGGCCAGACAGCAAAAUAUCUCGAUUUUCACCCAUUUCAUCCACUGAGAGAAGCGUCAGAUCAAUCCCCAUAACCAACACGAGGGGUCAAAAAAAGCAAACUGGCCUACAACAAGAUUCACUCAGACCUCAACGGCAAGAUAAGCUAAAACAAACUUCGAACGUCUGCUUCAGGGAAGUUACCAAGCCUCCAACGUUUGUGAGCAUAAGCCCUAAAAACCUCAGACAUGUUGAAAAAAGGGUUGUUAAAGCCUUGUUAAAGAAUGUUAAAGCCCCCCUGUGGUGA